Molecule: messenger RNA, 1571 nt
Organism: Scleropages formosus (Asian bonytongue)
Lineage: Eukaryota; Metazoa; Chordata; Actinopteri; Osteoglossiformes; Osteoglossidae
Gene: rbm8a
Product: RNA binding motif protein 8A
Exons: 6
Coding region: 291-815 (174 amino acids)
Biological process (GO): RNA processing
Cellular component (GO): cytoplasm; nucleus
Molecular function (GO): mRNA binding
Source: RefSeq, a predicted model, not a curated record
GGAGUGUCAUUUUCGUUAGUGUGAUAGGAUUCAUCUCAUUCUCGUGAAAGGUUUGUUGUUAAACAAUUCAUUAUUCUAUAAUCAAACGUUCUGUUGCGCUCGGUGAAAACAGUUUGAUACAUGUGCGUCGUUUCGUUCUCGUUUGUGUAGCUGACAGAGGAGAGCUAAGCUCGGCUCAGCUAUUUUUUUUUAAGCCCGAGCUUGCUUCGCUACCGCCUCAAGAGCCCCGCGCUUUGCAGCAGGGACCCCAGCAGCACGCGGACCGGUUCCUGUCCAGAAAGAGCCCUAUUAUGGCGGACGUGCUUGACCUGCAUGAAGCCGGCGGGGAGGACUUCCCUAUGGACGAGGAUGGCGACGACAGCAUUCACAAGUUAAAAGAAAAAGCAAAGAAGAGAAAGGGGCGAGGUUUUGGGACUGAUGCAGGAGCAAGGUCCAGAGGGAGGGAAGACUAUGACACUGUGGAGCAAGAGGGUGAUGAACCAGGCCCUCAGAGAUCUGUAGAGGGCUGGAUCCUUUUUGUAACUGGGGUACACGAGGAAGCCACAGAAGAGGAUAUCCAUGACAAGUUUGCUGAGUUUGGGGAGAUCAAGAACUUACACCUGAACCUGGACCGAAGAACAGGCUACCUCAAAGGAUAUGCACUGGUGGAGUAUGAAACAUACAAAGAGGCCCUGGCUGCAAUGGAGGGACUGAAUGGCCAAGACCUAAUGGGGCAGCCUAUUAGUGUGGAUUGGGGGUUUGUGCGAGGACCUCCUAAAAGCAAGAAAAGGGGUGGGCGAAGACGCAGCAGAAGUCCUGACAGAAGACGACGCUGAUCUGAGGCUCUAGCUGCAGUUUUGCUCAAGGCACAUCCACCAGUCAAUGACAUAAUGGCAGGAAUAUUUCUGUUUGCGAUAAUGAACUUUCCCUGUUACAGGGGAUUUUAUUACUGUUUAUUUCUUGGCAAUUAAGAUAUUGUUGUUCGCUGUAUUUUGGAAAUAUUUCAGUUUUUACUGGCUAACGUGUUUUUGAUGUGUAUGUUUAUCACCCAGAUGAAAAUGGUCAGUCUUCUUUGCCUUGAGAGUUUUAUUAAGCUGAAUAAGAAGGGUGUUACUGUUUGUUAGAGUAAAGUCAUGCCAUUCUUUUUGUAAUUACAAAGAAAUGGACUGCAUGUUUGUGUCGGACCAAAGGCUUUAUUAAUGAGCCUAAGUCUGUGUUAAAGUGACCCCUAGCCACAUUGUUUGUGUGUUUUGAACAGGACUAAUGAAAUGAUCCAUAAUAUAUCCUACUGAAUAUUAUUAACUUCAAUACAAAAUGUCUGUGAUAAUUAAGAAAGAUUUGGUUUGCACAAACCCUUUUACAUUAAAGUAGUUUUUUUAUUUCCUUUCCUCUUUAUAUCUAAUUGGGUCAACUGUAUUUUGAAAAUAUUAUAAACAUGAACAGGUACUGUAGGAAACUUCACUGGUCAGCUUGAUUUCCCCUAACAAGUGAAAGCCAUCUUCAACAUACAGACAGUGCAAACCACCCCCAGGAAAUACCGAAAGGUACAAGAGCUGAGGAUCAUCAACAUAGCUUUGACACAAUAAAGAUUA